This is a messenger RNA of Lontra canadensis (Northern American river otter), 573 nucleotides long. RefSeq names its product interleukin 2 (gene IL2). Gene Ontology annotation, molecular function: growth factor activity; interleukin-2 receptor binding. NCBI's taxonomy places the organism in Eukaryota, Metazoa, Chordata, Mammalia, Carnivora, Mustelidae. Gene Ontology annotation, biological process: immune response. The transcript has 4 exons. The record is from RefSeq and is a predicted model, not a curated record. Gene Ontology annotation, cellular component: extracellular region. Bases 22 to 489 code for a protein of 155 amino acids.
GUAACCUCAACUCCUGCCACAAUGUACAAAAUGCAACUCUUGUCUUGCAUCGUACUGACUCUCGCACUCGUCGCAAACAGUGCACCUACUACUUCAAGCUCUACGAAGGAAGCACAGCAACAGCUGGAGCAAUUGCUGCUGGACUUACAGUUGCUCUUGAAUGGUGUUAAUAAUUAUGAGAGCCUCAAACUCCCCAGGAUGCUCACAUUUAAAUUCUACAUGCCCAAGAAGGCCACAGAAUUGACUCAUCUUCAAUGUCUAGCAGAAGAACUCAAACUUUUGGAGGAAGUGCUAUAUUUAGCUCAAAGCAAAAACUUUCACUUGACAGACAUCAAGGAACUAAUGAGCAAUAUCAAUGUAACACUUCUGAAACUAAAGGGAUCUGAAACAAGUUUCAAAUGUGAAUAUGAUGACGAGACAGUAACCAUUACAGAAUUUCUGAACAAAUGGAUUACUUUUUGUCAAAGCAUCUUCUCAACACUGACUUGAUAAUUAAGCACCUCCUAUUUAAAUGUACCAGGCUUUCUAUUUAUUUAAAUAUUUAAAAUUUAUAUUUAUUUUUUGAUGUAUGGU